AUGGAUGACCCCGUGGACAUGGAGCACGAUGCAUGUAAAGGGCUAGAGACUGAAGUGGGGUCUGUCUUCCCACAAGCUAAAAACAAGGAGUGCAUGAGGCAUUUGUAUCAGAAUUUUUUGAAGAAGUAUUCUGGUGAGGUGUUCACUAAUCACUUGUACCCUAUAGCUAGAAGCUACACACAAGUGCUGUUUCAGUGGCACAUGAAGAAAUUUUUUGAGUUUGCACCUGAAGCCAUUGAGUACCUUGAGGAGCACCAUAAUAGGAUCUGGUACAGGUGUGCAUUUUCAGAAAACAACAAGUGUGACUACUUGACAAAUAAUGUUUUAGAGAGCUUCAAUGCACAAAUAAAGAAGUUCAAAUGUCUGCUACUGCAUGAAUUAGUUGACAGAAUCAGAGAGCUGAUCAUGGAGAAAAGAUACACUACGAAGAUGCUUGCUAGGCAGUGGACAGAUGGAAUACUCCCAAAUGUGAUGAAGGAGCUCAACUUGAUCAGCAAUAACCUCAAAGUGGUCAAGGUAUCAGUUAGUGAUGUUGACAUUGCAGAAGUGACCAUCUUGGAUGAGUGGAACAAUCAGAAAAGACAAACAGUUGACUUGUAG
This is a messenger RNA of Miscanthus lutarioriparius, 600 nucleotides long. Lineage: Eukaryota; Viridiplantae; Streptophyta; Magnoliopsida; Poales; Poaceae. The record is from the annotation of a GenBank genome assembly.